This is a messenger RNA of Cladocopium goreaui, 2156 nucleotides long. The record is from the annotation of a GenBank genome assembly. Lineage: Eukaryota; Dinophyceae; Suessiales; Symbiodiniaceae.
AUGCAUAGCACCAUGUUUGCAACCGUGACUUACCCCGCAUUGACAUCCUUGUCACUGGCUCAAGCAAAUAAUCAGUUUGGGAAUCGGGUAGAAACAGACACGAAUACAGUAGGCUCACCCAACACUGUUCGCGAGGGGAGAGGCCUCAUGGCUGAAAACGGGAAUGGCGCCAUCAGCAAGAUUGGCGACAUGUCUGAGCUGCUGGGGCUGUCCAAACUGCAGGAAGUUCUUAAAAAUCUUGCUGACGAUCAGGCCAAAGUGGAAGUCGUUCAGAAACAGCAGGAUGAACAAGUGUCCACGGCCCUCCAGCGCCUAGCUGUGGUGGAGGCUACCUGUGAAACUCUCCCGCAGAUUCAGCAUCAGAUUCAGGCGGUCCAGGAGCAGACAAAGGCCUUGGAAGAGGCCACCCGUCAGCUUCGUGAACAAGAGGCUCAGCUCUCCAGUCAGGCGGCACGUCUUACUCUUUUGGAGAAGCAGGUGAAUGACCGCUUGGCAUCCUUGGAGAGCAAGGUGGUCCGCUUGGAAACCAGCGAAGAGAACCACUAUACCGAGGUGAAAGCUGCUUUGGUCAGUAUCCGCGAGGGAAACGAGCGUGCUGCUGAAGUUCAAGCCCAAGAGGAUGCUCGUCGCAAAGCACGAGAAGAAGAGGAGCGUCAGCAAGAAGAGGCCGCUGAGGAACAACGUCGCCGUGAGCGAGAAGCAUUGGAAGUUCAGCUGGCCGAGCAGGAGUUGGAGCGACAGAAGAAGGAACAGGAGGAGGAAGAGCGCCGCAAGAAGGAGCUCACCGAACGCCAACAGAAGCAAGACGAGGAACUCGCUGCCAAAAAGGCAGCUGCUGCUACUGCGGCCGCGGAGCUGGCGGCUGCGGAAAAGGCUGCAGCAGAAAAAGCUGCAGCAGAAAAAGCUGCAGCAGAGAAAGCUGCAGAAGCGGAGGUGCCGGCAACAGAGACCGCAGAACCUGCUGAAGUCACCCAAGCCCCUGCACCAAGCAAUCCUUUGAAGCGGCUCACUCCGGCACAGAGGAAUCAGCACAAGCUUUGCAAGAAGAAGUUGAAAGAGAUCGAAGCCCUUCAGGAGCAGAUUAAUGCCAAGAAGGUGAAGUACUACGCGCUGUCAGAUGAUCAGAAAGAGAAGAUGAAGCGGCGUGCAGAACUGGAGCAAACUGUGGGUGAUUUGGAGCGUUUGGCAGAGGAAAUUGAAGAGGCACAGCAAUCGCAGGAGGAUGCAGGUGAGGAAGUUACUGCACCUGCGGUUGAGGAGGCUGAAGAAGCCGAGGCACCUGCUGAGGAGAAAGAUCUUGGAGAAGGAGAGGUUGAAGCAGAGGAAGAGGAAGAAGCUGAGGAUCCCGAAGUACUUGCAGCCCGUGCUGCAGAAGAAGCGGCUGCGGCAGCUGCAGCUGCUGCUGAAGCCUUGGAAAUGGAGAAGCAGGCUCUUGAGGAGAGAAAGCAGGCGAGUCUGAAGCAGAAGAAGAACGCCAUGAAGAAACUGAAGGAGAUUGAUGCCAUAGAGGCAAAGAUGCAGGAGAAGGGACAAACUUUGGCAGAUCUUUCUUCAGAGGUGCAAGAGAAGGUUGGCCGAAAAGCUGAGCUCCUCACAUCCGUAAGCGAGAUGGAUCGCACGGUGUCCGAGGUGGAAGAAAAGUUGCAGAAACUCUCAGCAAGCGAAGAGGAACCAAAGGAGCCUGAGCCCGCACUCCCAGAUGCAACAGAGGCUGAAGCAGAAGAGAUCCCUGAGAAGGAAGAAGAACAGAAGGAGGAGUUGCCGGAACCUGAAGCAGCAACCGAAGAAGUUGCUCCAGAAUCAGUACCUCCUGAAAGUGCACAAGCUGCUUAUGCUGGGGAGCAGUCGCCAGACGAGGAGGAUGAGGAGGCAGCACAAAAAAGCAAGCCCAAAGCGAAAGGCAAAGCGGCACCCAAGGCCAAGAAGAAGGGCAAAAAGCCAGCUGCUGGAGAGAAGAAAAGAGAAAGAGACGAUUCUGCAGAAAUUGACGCGCUCGCUGCACGAAUUUCAGAGGGUGGAGAGGCUGAAAAGAAGAAAGGACUUUUUUCGUUCUUUGGGCUUUGAGUGGCAUGUGCCUGGAGGUCGUUCAGCCGGGUGCCCUGAGCCGCGGAGGAUAUGCCCGGGUGAAUGAUAGGUUUUCAACAAGGCACCGGCAG